Molecule: messenger RNA, 969 nt
Organism: Triticum turgidum subsp. durum (durum wheat)
Lineage: Eukaryota; Viridiplantae; Streptophyta; Magnoliopsida; Poales; Poaceae
Source: the annotation of a GenBank genome assembly
AUGGACCCUGAAUCCGAGGUCACGUUCGAGUUCGUGCCGGUGAUCCGGCAGUACAGGAGCGGCCGCGUCGAGCGCCUGCUCCCCGUAGACCCCGUCCCGCCCUCCGUCGACGCCGCCACCGGAGUCGCCUCCAGGGACGUCGUCUUCGACCCGGCCACCGGCGCGUGGGCCCGCCUCUACCUCCCCGCGCGCCCUCCCGGCGGCGCGGGCGACAGGCUCCCCAUCAUGGUGUACCUCCAUGGAGGCGGCCUCGUCGGCGGCUCGGCCGCGGACGGGCCCGAGCACGCGUUCCUCAACCGCCUGUGCGCCCGCGCGCGCGUCCUGGUCGUGUCCGUCGAGUACCGCCUCGCGCCGGAGCACCCCGUCCCGGCCUGCUACGACGACGCGUGGGCCGCGCUCCGGUGGGCCGCCGAGGGCGCCGACCCGUGGCUCCGGGACCGCGGCGACCGCGGCUGGAUGUUCGUGGUCGGGUACAGCGCCGGCGGCAACGUUGCCCACAACGUGGCGCUCCGCGCGGGCUCGGAGGCCGGCGCGCUCCCCCGCGGCGCCAGGGUCAGGGGCAUCGGGCUCCUGCACCCAUACUUCCUCUCGGCCGAGAAGGCCGACGGCGAGACGGAGCAGUCGUGGCUGAGGGGCAAGCUGGAGGAGCUGUGGCCGUUCGCGUGCGGCGGCCGCACCGCCGGGCUGGACGACCCGCGGGUCAACCCGGUGGCCGACGGGGCGCCGAGCUUGCGGCGGCUCGGUUGCGACCGCGUCCUCGUCUGCGUCGCCGAGGACGAGCUGCGGCUCCGGGGCAAGGCGUACCACGACGGACUGCUGGGGAGCGGGUGGGCGGAGGGCGACGUUGAGCUGCUCGACUCCAUCGGCGAGGACCACCAGUUCUUCCUCCGGGAGCCCCCGAGCGCGACGGCGCUGGUUCUCAUGGACCGGCUGGCCGCGCUCCUCGCCGCCGGCGCGAACCAGCAGUAG